AUGAUGAGAGUUAGCAUGGCUUGGAAAAAGCUGGUCAUGAGUGACCUGUUUAAAGGAAUCAGUUGCAAAAUUGGUUACAGUUGUCCUAACUUUUGGGGAUUUUUGCUCAUCAAGGGAUUGCAGCCAUGCAAGUCUUGGAAAGUAUGUUCCCAAGUGGUAUCUAAAAGCCGACCUUCUCUCACAAAAGGUAUAGAUUCAAAAUUUUCGAAUUUUGACAUGAUCAUCAAUAUUGACGGCAAGAAGAUAAGAAAAGCCUUCAAUUCAAUACCAGGUAGAAAAUUCUGCAUGAAUGACUUAAUGAAAGGGAAUCUAACAUGA
This is a messenger RNA of Lathyrus sativus (Indian pea), 318 nucleotides long. Lineage: Eukaryota; Viridiplantae; Streptophyta; Magnoliopsida; Fabales; Fabaceae. The record is from the annotation of a GenBank genome assembly.